UAUAUUUCAUGAAACAUUAAAUCCCCUUUUACGCAACCGUCCCUUUAUUGAUCUCCAGUGAAGAUAGGGAUAGAGGGCGGAUAAGGAAGAUUUCCGUUCUCAGGUCACAGUCAGUCUGGUUUCACCUCCACCACCUGGGGCUAGCCUCUGCCUCUCUGGGAGCUGUAACAGGAGCAAUUUGCGUUACAUUGGACAUGUUUCAAACGCAUCUUGGCGUUCAAAUGUUCUUUACAGUAACCAUUUCACAGCCUCAUUACUGUUUAUAGGCCAUACUUUUCUGCCAGAGCAUCGCGGCUGCGCUGCGUCGUCAGGUGUGCGCUAAAGGCAAGACAGUGGGAUCUGUUGUUGACGCCUCUUCGCUCCCGCACCGGGUCUGGUCGGACAGGAGGACACACGCCCCGCUAACGAGAGGAAUUAAGUCUUACGUGCGAGGAGCAGCUUUCUAAUCUCUGAUCUCUUGGAUUACUCUUCCGAUGGACGGGAUUUGGCCACCGUCCGUGUGUUUUGGCCACUGUUUUACGCACACUGUGCACCAUUUUUGCGCGCUCUUAUAUGCGCCCCUGGCAUUUGCAUGAUGGAUUAAACACUCAUUAGUUUUAGCCUAGUUUUUGAGUUGUGCUCUCUGAACAAUUGUGGAUUAUUAAUGGAUUCGCAUCAUGCUGAAUGAUGGUGAUCGUUUGGUCGCUGAAGCGCGCAGCCGUACGUUGGAUUAAGAGCCAGAGACUUUCCACCGCUCCUGGACCAAACACCUGUUUAUUCCCCUGAGACACUUUGACCUGCUUUCCCCCUAUUGACGCGCCGGGAUGGAGAGCGAGCUGAGACCCAGGCUCUGUUUCCUGACCAAAGGAGAGCGCGGCUAUGGCUUUCACUUGCACGGCGAGCGGAAUAAAGGCGGACAGUUUAUUCGCAAAGUGGAACCGGGCUCCUCGGCUGACCUGGGCGGGCUGCGACCAGGGGACCGGGUGGUGGAAGUGAACGGGGAGAAUGUGGAGAACGAAACCCACCACCAAGUGGUGAACCGUAUCCGUGAGGUGCCGCACCGCACCAGGUUGCUGGUGGUGGACAGGGACACGGAUGACUACCUCAGCAGUCAUGGCCUGGCCUGCACCGAGGACCUGGCCAUUGAGAUGGGAACCCUCUCCCCGCGCCCCUCACCGGGGCCUACCCCUUGUACCUCUCCCUUACCCAGAGAUAAUUCACCCCUGUCACCCAAACCCAACCACACAUUCUCAUUUCACCCUCCUGCUGCAGACUCGCCCACACACACGAUCACAAAAGGCAAGGUCAAGAGAUCCUCAGUGACAUCAAGUACAGCGACAGACACAGAGCUGCAGGUGCAGCCCUCGCCAGAGCCGCCAGCUGAGCUCAUUCCCCGGCUGUGUCACCUGGUGAAGGGGGAGCAUGGCUACGGUUUCAAUCUGCACAGCGAUAAGACAAAGGGUGGACAGUUUGUACGUUCGGUGGACCCCGGUUCAGCUGCUGAGAAUGCAGACAUUAGGCCCGGAGACAGACUAGUGGAGGUGAACGGAGUGAACAUCGAGGGCCUGAGGCACUCAGAGGUGGUGGCAUUUAUUAGAGCAGGAGGGGAGGAAGUGCGCCUCCUAGUAGUCGACCAGGAAACGGACAAGCUCUUCCACAGACUGGGGCUCACACCCACCACCAGCCAUGACAAAGAGGUCUAUGUGGAUGAAUCAGCCACAGAAAGCGGCCCACCUACCCCCUCUCCCACCACUGAACUCCCCGCCACAGAUCCACCAAUCAUAAACGUCACGCUGACAGACUCUCCGAUCACAAAAAUGUCUCCAAAAUCCAGGGCCAACGGGAGCUCAGCAUCUCAGUCCUCAAGAAGUUCUACCACCCACUCGGAGAUCAGCAGCUCAGACAUGAGCAUCCAGGUCCCUGAUGAGGACGACAGCCGUGUUUCGGACCCUUUCACAGACAGUGGCCUGCGUCUGAGUCCCACAGCUGCUGAGGCUAAACAAAAGGCCCUCGCCAGCCGCAAAAAGAAGAGAGCACCUCCUAUGGACUGGAACAAGAGACAAGAGAUCUUCAGCAACUUUUGACUCUGAGACGCAGUGGUGGAAUGUAACGAAGUACAUUUACUCAAGUACUGUACUUAAGAACACAUUUGAGGUAUAGUUUAACCAUAUUAAAUCAUAUUCAUUUCAGAGCCAUGAGUAGUGACUAUGAGUCGAUAACAGCCUAAAUGCACCCAGUCUGAUUUAGGGCCAUAUUUGCUGUAGAUGCCCUUUUCUGUUGGAACUUUGGUAGGUUUUAUUUGUUGAAGUAAUAGUUUCAUGUCUUUUCAAAUUACAGUGAGCUCAUUGUGAGUCCUCGUAGUUGUCUUUGUAUUAACAUUUUGUUUGUCAGUUGUAAUGUAGCAUAUCACUUGUAAAUACAGAGGGAAUGGGAGAGACUAAGUUAUGACAUUACGUUGGAUCACCUCAGUGCUUCUCUUCAAUGUUAGAGGGAUUUCUGUGAAGAAAAAUAUUUAAAAGACAGAUGGCUAUCUAGAUAGAAAAAGUGUAGACCCUCUGAUCUCUUGUUGUAGCCUCUUGAGGAAUGUUUUCUCAAAUGUGCUUGGUUGAAACGUAUCAUAAUGUGAAAUAAACUUUCAGAAUAUGUGUAAAUGCCACAACAGAACGUCUGCUAUAAACACAUCGUGAAAAGUU
Messenger RNA from Dicentrarchus labrax (European seabass), 2672 nucleotides. RefSeq names its product Na(+)/H(+) exchange regulatory cofactor NHE-RF2 (gene nherf2). The record is from RefSeq and is a predicted model, not a curated record. Bases 804 to 2063 code for a protein of 419 amino acids. Gene Ontology annotation, molecular function: protein-membrane adaptor activity; signaling receptor binding. Gene Ontology annotation, biological process: protein localization to plasma membrane. NCBI's taxonomy places the organism in Eukaryota, Metazoa, Chordata, Actinopteri, Moronidae. The transcript has 6 exons. Gene Ontology annotation, cellular component: apical plasma membrane.